This is a messenger RNA of Sphaeramia orbicularis (orbiculate cardinalfish), 1599 nucleotides long. RefSeq names its product proteasome inhibitor subunit 1 (gene psmf1). NCBI's taxonomy places the organism in Eukaryota, Metazoa, Chordata, Actinopteri, Kurtiformes, Apogonidae. Bases 97 to 924 code for a protein of 275 amino acids. The transcript has 7 exons. The record is from RefSeq and is a predicted model, not a curated record. Gene Ontology annotation, biological process: proteasome-mediated ubiquitin-dependent protein catabolic process. Gene Ontology annotation, molecular function: endopeptidase inhibitor activity; proteasome binding.
AGUGGUAGCCGUAGCUUUGGUUCCCCUGAACUUUCGUUUUCAUUUCUGGGGAAACUACCCUGUAUGUUGAGCUCGUAGUUGUCAGAUCUGAGAAACAUGGCAGGUUUAGAAGUGUUGUACACCUGUGUGUCUGACACUAUCAGCUGUCCACAGGAUGCCUUGGUUUGUUUUGUCCACUGGGAGUUGAUUAAAGGCGGAUACAGGUGCGUCGGCUCCGGGGACGAGCCUCGCAGCAGUGAUAAGAAGUCAGAGUUGUUGCCUUCUGACUGGAGCAGUAACAGGGAGCUGUACAGCCUUCGGUAUAAACCCAUCAGUGGGGACACACAGUUUCUGCUGAAAGCCAUCUCUGUGGACUCCACUUUGAUAUUUAACCUCAUGAACUCCGGUACGCAGCAGGUGAGCGACCUGACAGUGACCAUCAGUGACCAUGUGAACGCUGACCACUUACACACAUUCGACAGUGUUUUCAAGGACGCAGACAGUCUUUCUGAGAAGGUGAAGACUCAGCUGCUACCGGUACAGGACAGACCGACAGGAAGUAAAAGUGAGACGAAGAGUCAGAGGGAGGAGGAGGAGGAGGAGAGGAGGAGGCGGAGCCCAGAGGACCGCGACCCCCUGCGCAUCCCCAACAGACACCCCAGACAUCCACACCGGUCUGACCCCAUGGUUCCUCCGUUCGCAGUAGGAGGAGCAGAUCUGGAUCCCUUUGGGUCUCGUGGUGUUGGGGGGAUGAUCGUGGACCCGCUCAGGUCCGGGUAUCCUCGCUCUGGCUUCGACCCGUCCAGCGGUAUCCCGGACAUCCUGCCUCCCGGCGCCGUUCCCCCAGGGGCCCGCUUCGAUCCGUUUGGACCCGUUGGACGACACAGACCAGGUCCGGACCCCGACCACAUGCCCCCCCCAGGCUACGACGACAUGUUCAUGUAGGAGUGGGCGGAGUCUCCUGCUCCUGGUUCCACCCUGUCGUCCAGAUCCAGCCAAAUAACACCAGAGUAAAACCAGAGUUCUUUUGACUCCUGGUCCAGUCUGCGUCCACUCACAUACACCUGUCGGCCUGUUUUGAACAAACAGCCUCUGUUUUCUACGUGUCCCUUCUGUUCCGUGGUGUUUAAUGUCAUGUGCAGAACCUCAGCUCCUUCCUGUUUAUGUUGACAGACUGAGUUUCAGACAGAAGGUGUAGACGUGAACUGACAUGAGGACAGAGUGGACACAUCAGAGACGUCCUGGUCCAACAGACUUCACCUGGACUCGACUUAUUGUGUUGUGGGACGAACAUGACAGGAAGGUGUUGGUACCAUCAUGUAGACGCCACAGCUCCAGUAGACUCCGCCUCCUCAGAUUGUGCAUCAGUUCAGAACAGAUCCAUCAAACAGGAAGUGGAAACCUAUCUGCUGUGUUUAGUCUGCGCUCCUCCUUAAACUAAACCUCUGCUGGCGUUCUGUUCACACAUCAAUAUAUUCUAUUUACAGUAACACUUAGACUUCUAAUUUAUUCUGGCUUAAAUUUUUGUUGCAGAUUUACAAAAACAAUUAUAGUUCUUACAGAUGCUUCUGUUUGAUCAUAUCAUUUUAUCGUACCAGAAUAAUAAAAAUCUCACUCUGA